Brienomyrus brachyistius is the source of this 9662-nucleotide messenger RNA. It is a transcript of the gene arhgap32b, whose product is annotated as Rho GTPase activating protein 32b. The record is from RefSeq and is a predicted model, not a curated record. Gene Ontology annotation, molecular function: protein binding; phosphatidylinositol binding; GTPase activator activity. Gene Ontology annotation, biological process: small GTPase-mediated signal transduction. Gene Ontology annotation, cellular component: Golgi apparatus; actin cytoskeleton; cell cortex. The transcript is spliced from 25 exons. Lineage: Eukaryota; Metazoa; Chordata; Actinopteri; Osteoglossiformes; Mormyridae. Bases 564 to 6497 code for a protein of 1977 amino acids.
UCCCGUGCGCGGAGCAGCCGGACGCGCGCUCCCCGUGGCGUACUAGAGAGAGGGGGAAAGCCGCAUGGUGGUGGUGGGAAGAAUGAUUUAACGUAGAAGGAAACCCUAGUAGGCUGGCUGGCUCGUCAUCUUCAAGUAAAUCCACGAAAAGUCAGAGUUGGUGGCGACGGGUCAACGUGUGCAGUUUUACGGCCAGAUUGGAAACGUGCUCGGUCGCAGCCAGGUGCCUAAGAUAAGACGCUGCACACACGGGUCUCCUCAACGGGGUUUGUGCUUUUUUUCCAGCACAUGCAUGGGAUUUAUUUUUAAAACGCGUUAACAACACAGAUGUUAACCGGCGGCGGUUCCUGGAGCGCCUCUCCGCGCCGAGCCCGUUAAUGCGGACGCGAUCGCGGCGGAGCCCCUUCUGUCCGUUUCCUCCGUGUUUAUAAUGCGGCUUCCCGGAUCUGAAGAACCAAGCGACGAGCAAGGAGGAGGGAGACGCCGUUGACGAGCCAUCGGGAAGCCGGCAAUCCUUUUUUCCCCCCACCGGUUACAGGCUACUCCUCCGGUGAGUCAGUAUCAUGGAUGCAGGCAGCGGGUCUGCUGCGGCAGUAGGCAGUGCAGCGCUGGGAGUUCUGGGUGCAUCAGGGAGCCACGACACUCCUGACAGGGGUCUGAGACUCUUCCGUCACUCGCAGGAGGAUGACAUCGUGCCCGAGCUAACCAGGAGCAUCCACCCUCGAGAGAGGCCGGACUGGGAGGAGACCAUCAGCGCCAUGGCGCGGAGCGCCGAGAUCCCGGAGCUGAGCACGGAGCCGCUCCUGAGGGCCUGCAGCAGCACUGCUAGCAUGAAGGUCAAGAACGUCAAGAAGCUGUCUUUCACAAAGGGCCACUUUCCCAAGCUAGCAGAAUGCGCCCACUUCCACUACGAGAACGUCGACUUCGGAACGAUACAGCUGGCGCUGGCAGACGAGCAGAAUGAAGGGACCCGGAAUGGCCUGGAGACCAAGGAGCUGGUGUACCUAGUCCAGAUCUGCUGCCAGGGCCGGAGCUGGAUUGUGAAACGCAGCUAUGAAGAUUUCCGCGUCCUCGAUAAGCACCUCCAUCUGUGUAUCUAUGACCGCCGCUUCUCCCAGCUCCCGGAGCUGCCUCGAUUUGACAGCCUGAGGGACCGUGCCGAGGCAGUGCACCACAUGCUGAUGGCCUACCUCUCCCGGCUCUCCGCCAUUGCCGACAACAAGAUCAACUGUGGGCCUGCGCUCACAUGGAUGGAGAUUGAUAAUAAGGGGAACCAUCUGCUGGUCCAUGAAGAGUCCUCCAUCAAUGUUCCGGCCAUCGCCGCUGCCCACGUCAUCAAGCGCUACAUCGCACAGGCAGCGGACGAGCUCUCUUUCGAGGUUGGCGACAUCGUCUCUGUGAUCGACAUGCCCCCCAAAGAAGACACCAGCUGGUGGCGUGGAAAACACGGCUUUCAGGUCGGUUUCUUUCCCAGUGAGUGCGUGGAGCUGAUAAACGACAAGGUUCCCCAUUCAGUCACCGGCUCCAUGCCCAAACCAGCAUCCCCCAGCUCUGGUCUGCGGCCGGCCUCCUGGAGCUUCUUCCCACCCUACUUGGAGAUGGAGAACGUAAAGCAGGAUAGUGUUUGGGUUCCUGACCCUCUAAACCACUACAGGCCCAACUCAGUAUCCAAGAAGCACGGGAAGCUGAUCACGUUCCUCCGCACCUUCAUGAAGUCCCGGCCCACCAAGCAGAAGCUGAAGCAACGUGGAAUCCUCCGGGAGAGGGUGUUUGGCUGCGACCUGGGCGAGCACCUACUCAACUCGGGCCAUGACGUUCCCCAGGUACUCAAGAGCUGCACCGAGUUCAUCGAGAAGCACGGGGUGGUGGACGGCAUGUACCGCUUGUCCGGAAUCGCCUCGAACAUACAGAAACUUCGGCACGAGUUUGACUCUGAGCAGAUCCCUGACCUGACCAAGGAUGUGUAUAUUCAGGACAUUCACUGCGUGGGCUCCCUCUGUAAGCUCUACUUCCGCGAGCUGCCCAACCCACUGCUCACCUACCAGCUUUAUGAGAAGUUCUCGGAGGCCGUGUCGGCAGCCACCGAUGAGGAGCGGCUCAUCAAGAUCCAUGAUGUCAUCCAACAGCUGCCGCCUCCACAUUACAGAACCCUUGAGUUCCUCAUGAGGCACUUGUCCCACCUGGCAACAUUCAGCUAUGUCACCAACAUGCACAUCAAAAACCUAGCCAUCGUCUGGGCGCCCAACCUUCUCCGGUCCAAGCAGAUUGAGUCGGCCUGCUUCAGCGGCACGGCGGCCUUCAUGGAGGUGCGCAUCCAGUCCGUGGUCGUGGAAUUCAUCCUCAACCACGUGGACGUGCUCUUUAGCCCCAAGCUCAGCUCGCUGAUCCGAGAGGGCGCCGGCCAUAAUUCCCUGUCCCGGCCCAAGUCCCUGUUGGUGUCCUCGCCCUCCACCAAGCUGCUGACUCUGGAGGAGGCCCAGGCGCGCACCCAGGCCCAGAUAAACUCCCCCGUCACCGCUGAUAGCAAAUACAUCGAGGUGGGGGAGGGACCUGCCGCCCUCCAGGGCAAGUUCCAUACAGUCAUCGAGUUUCCCACCGAGAGGAAGAGGCCCCCUAUCAAAUCAAAGAAGUCCCCGGUGGGUAGCUGGCGGUCCUUCUUCAGCCUGGGAAAGUCCUCGUCUAUGGCCAAACGCAAGCUGCAGCGCAACCCCAGUGAGCCCAAUGAGCUGAAGGCCAUGGCGCUAGCGGGAGGCAGAGGAGAUACAGGGACUAUGCGCUCCGCCAAAAGCGAAGAGUCUCUCACCUCACUGCACAAUGUGGAAGGCGAGUCGAAGGUGUACCGCCCCCGCAGACCUCGCUCCAGCAGCGACGCCCUGUCCGCCUCUUUCAACGGCGACUUGCUGGAUGGGCGGCACCACUGCAAUUCGUACGACAACCUGGGCCAGGGGGACAGCGACGGCGAUGAAGGCCCCAUCUGCGUGCCGGCCCUCAUCUCGCCUCCACGUUCUGCCGAGGACGUGGACCUCAGCCCCCCCGACAUCGGUGUGGCCUCUCUGGACUUCGACCCCAUGUCCUUCCAGUGUAGUCUACCCCUCGGUGAGCCGUCAUUUCCCUCCCCAGAGUCGGGGGGGGAGGCCGGCGGUCUAAGGAUGAGUCCAGGGGCCAGCUUCUCAGAACCGGUCUCCCCCUCCCCAGAGAAAGCCUCGAGCCCUUUCUUGGCGUCUCCCGACUUCAGUCCAGCUCUGGGGGCUCAAGCGGAAAGCAAGAAGCAUGCCACCGCCACCCUCGCUGAAAAUGUGGUGCAAGCUUUCUCCCCUAAAACGUCCCAGAAGAGCAUCAAGCUGCCCCCUUUGGCUGUCUCUGAGCCUGCAGCGGCAUCCACUCCAAAGCAAACCCCCGAGACAGAUGGUCCCCAGCCCCCUUCCCCCGCCCAGGCUCCCCAGGGCUCUCUGGUCCCCCCACCCGACAUGAUUGCCAUGCUGCUAAAGACCAACGAGGCUGCCCCAAGUGAAGGCAGCCUGCCGGCGCCGCCCGGGAAGGUCCCUGAGAACAGAGACCACAUCAAAGAAUGCACAGAAGCUUCCGGACCCACCGGGCCUGUCUGCCCUCCAGCGCAGCAAGGUCAGUGGACAGCAGGAGCCGUAGCUAUGGAUUCUUCACAGGCCCCUGCCCCUGUAAGUUCAGUGUCCCUUCUCCCACCGCCUCCCCCUCCAAAGAACGCGGCCCGCAUGCUCGCCCUGGCCCUGGCUGAGUCUGCCCAGCAAGCCAGCUUUUUCACCCAGAGACGGUCCUCGGGUCCCCCAACUCCUAUGUCCCCCCUCGAUACCCUGGAGUGGCCACCACCGCCUCCCCUCCCCCCCCCAGCAACCCCUGAAUUGGUGACGGAUAGGGACGCGUCCCUGAUGCCAACCUUCUCUUCCCCUCCCACUACUGCAUCACCUGCCGAGAGCCACGCACUAGUGGCCAGCUCCUACCUUACCCAGUCCAACAGUACAUGGCCACCCGCGGCAUCCAACGCUAACCAGGAGAAUGGCAGUGCGCCCGUCGCCGCGAGUGACUCCUCAACAGAGUCUGUCAAGGGUACCUCUCCUGCUACCCCCCAAGCCCCUCAAAUAUCUCUAUCUCAAAAAAGUCCAGAAAGGCAGCAGCCUGCCCUGGGCCAAGUUCCUGUGACCAGCUAUUCUAGCACCACUACUGCCAGCACCGGCAUCAGCCCAUCCACCUCCACCACCGCCUCUACUACCACCACCACUAACAAUGAUUUGGGAGCCAUGCCACAUAUGGAGACACGGGUUGGUGUAGACGUCACACAGAGUAUUCCAAAACCCGCAGAGCAGUCUACCACGACUGUGCAGCCGCCGGCCAACACCUGGACCGCUGCCGUUCCGACUACGCCCACUGAACAAGCGGAUAAGCCCUGGGAAGCUCCGAAGGCAGCCCACCCUCGGACAGAUCCGGUACCGGUGUAUCAAGGCUAUGGGCCCACGCCGCCAACACCGCCUGUGCGCUCCAUCGAGAGCAAGCUGGCCACUGCAGCUCUCUCCAACACGGAGGCAGCCAAUGCUUCCAACUUCCAUACGAUCCUGGCAGAAGCUGCCAUACCAUCCUCAGUGGAGGAGGCCCUUCCGCAGCCUCCCCGGCCGCCACGGAAACCUUCAGUCCUCCAGCCCACCUACAUGUACCACCCAAAGGCAGAGAUCGCGUUGGAGGCUGCAGCUGAGGCAUAUUACCACCAGAGGGCGAUGCCGGUGAGCCAGCCUUCAAUGGCGUAUCACUAUCGGCCUGACAGCGUGCCGCCACAUUUGUCCUACGCUUCUAAAUCAGAGCCUCAGAUUAUCUAUAGCACUCGUUCUGACGGCCGCUACAAUACCAUUGGACCAAGAUCUUUCCAUCAAUCCAUCAAAUCCCGUGGCCCUCACAGGGGAGAGUACAUUCCGGGCGGGUCGUCUGGACACCGGAGUCAGGGUUAUGGGCCCAUGGACAGUGCCAUGGUGUACCCCACCAUCCGCCGGGUCCACUCUCUGCAUGUGCCACCUACUGCCAUCCGCUCCGUGCCAAUCACACGAACUGAGGUGCCGCCAGAAGAUGAGCUCUAUUACUACCAGCGGCCGAUCUACCAGUGCAAGCCAUACCAGCAGCCUGUGCAGUCAGACUACCACGUAACCCAGCUGCAGCCCUACUUCGAGAAUGGCCGAGUGCAGUACCGUUACAGCCCCUACUCUAGCGCCAGCCCCCUGGAUGCGCCCUACUAUGAUGUGGACCCGUAUGGGACCAUCCGGCUGCGACACUUUCACUCCUUCAGCAGCCGAGACCUUGCCCCGCCCCUUAACAGAGCGGGUGCCAAAGCUGGGAACUACCACUACUUAUCGCGUCACGUCCUGCCCAGUGGUAGGGAGCACAGUUUUGUGAGCAGGGACAUGCCCCCCUCCCACAGCUCGAAGGGGGCUUCAGUUUACCUGGCUAUGGAUCCCGAGGAGUCUGAGAGACUCCGCAUGCACUCCGUCCGACGGGAAAACAGGGCCAGGCAAAAAGCGAAAGGCCCGGUUAUGUCUCAGUAUGAUAACGUGAGUCCCUUCAUUCCCGGAGAUCCGGGAGGAAUGGAAGUCCUGCAUCUCCGCAGCAAAUCUGAUCCGGGAAAAACGGUCUUGAUGACUGCCGAGGGUAAAGAUGGGCGGUAUGGCGUCACUCCGGCCUCUCAGCAUCCUCCCAGGCACCUGCUGUCCGACCCCGACGUCUUCAUGUACAUGGAAACCGAGAAGCACUACCAGGGCAAUGGAACGGCUGACAAGCCAGCUGUACCGCUCAAGCCAAGUGGCUCCCAUAGCAACCAAACCGGAUAUCAUCAUCCGCAACAUCCACACCAGCCUCCGCCCCAGCCGGCUCCGCGGACCCUCCCUCCGCAUCAGGAGCCAAGCCGUCCAGAAUCCAAAGGCGAUCCAGGAGACAGCAAGCAAGGAGGUGGCGGCAGCAGGCAUUGGCCAGAAUGCCCCGAGCCCCGGGGGCACCCAUCUCGCUAUGAGCGUUCUGACCAGGACAGGCAUGCAAUUAGGAUCGCACCCGUAUCCACCAGCGGCUACCCCGAAGAAGAGCCACAGGUAGCCCCUGUGAAACCCGUCCCCCCUCCCAAGCCUGAGAGGUCCCACAGCAUGCGAGAGCGGCACCACUACCACCAGUCCAAUCCCUCCACCGUUCACCUGCAGGAGAAUCCCGAAAGGGAGCACUGCGGGUCUUAUUCCUACCAGCCUCACGGGCAGAGACACAGCACCAUGACCAUGCUAUCGCACUACGACAAUCUGGAUGACUAUCACCCUGUCUCUCAGACACAGACACAGUCACAGACUCCGGUCUCCAGCCGAGGAGGCACUGUUCCUUACGCAACCCCGGGAUUCACAACCCCACAGAGCGCUCGUGCAUAUUCCACUGCCCUGGGGCAGGGGGCCUUCCUCCCAGCUGAGCUGUCCCUCCAGAGGCCUGAGACAGAAAUACAUGCUGAGUGACAGACUUACAAAUAAACUGACUAGUUAAGACAAAUUAAUAAAAAAUAAUUAAAAAAAUGAACAAAAAAAUUCAGUAAAUUCAGCAGCCUCUGCAGGACAGUGGACUGUCUGCGUUUGCCUUUCUUUCUUUGUAUUUUUAAAGAAAUGUAAAGAAAAUUACAAAGACUUUUUACCUGAUCUGAAUGUACCAUAAUUUCUUCCAUUGUCUAGAAUGCCACACAGCUGUUACUUAUCAUAUAUGUAUAUAUGUGUUUAACAAAUGGUACAUAAAAUCAAAAAUAUAGAAAUAGGGGGAACUAUUGCUUAUAAGGGAUUUUUCGGGUGGGUGGGGGCAGGUAAUGGGAUUUAAGGUUUGCAUUUCAGAAAUGCAUGUACACUAUUUCUCACAGUACAGUUCUGUGUACAUCAGCCUACAUUGUGUACUUUCUAGAUGUUGCAGAUGGAGGAUGGAAUGUAUAUGUGAUCAUGCCCUUCCAUUCCUCUGAGUACAUGCUUGGCCGGUGCAUUCGGUGGUCUUGACGUCUGUGCAUUGGGUUGGGGGCCCACAACCACGAGUUACAGAGAGGCCAAGGUCACUUCUGAAAACAAGUGGUUCUCCACCGCUGGGCCGUGACUGCACCCGCCGUUUACUGCGUGACAGCAUGACAUUUUAAAAUCUCCUCUGUUCUCACUAUAAUCCAGACUAAUGCUUGGGGGGGGUGCUGUAGAGACAGGACGCCUUAGGAAUAUACCGCUUCACAUUUUCUCGCAAACUGGACCAAAUAUCAAAGCGAACCUGUUUUGACCAUAGCGUUCAUUCCCGAAAGUGUCAAAAUACGUUUGUGAAUGUCAGAAUAGUAAUAUAAACUGUCUUAAGAAUAAUUCUAUGUAUUAUGGCAGUGUAAUUUUUUUGUCACGAAGGACAUUAAAAGGAUUUGCAAAAUUGAAUAAAACAUUUAGGAUAUUUAAUUGAUUUAAAAAAAAAAAUCUGAAUGCAAUUGUGUUUUUAAAAAAAAAACCUUUUCUAUUUCUAAAUGGAGAUUUUCAUGCUUCAGAGGGUUUCUAGUUACAAAAGUAAGCCUUGGAAACAUCAGAAACACAACCACGGGCUUGGCACUAACCCAUGGCAAUGUGUAUGUAAGUAUGUCUGCAGUUUUACACAGCUUCCAGCAUACCAUAGGCUCUUUGGGGGGUGGGGGUGUCUGCUUUCAGUGUUUGAUUCUUCACUAUUAAACGUAGAAGAUUCCAGAACAGAGGGCGAAGUGGUUGUGCAGUGGCUAGUGUUGUCACCUCAUACCUCUGGGGCCGUGUCCAGUUCAUGUCUCCAGCCUGUUCUCCCCUUUCUGAGGCGUCCUCCAGUUCGGUCCCCACAGUCCAAAAAACAUGCAGAGGUGAACUGGAGUUACCAAAUUGUGUGUGCGUGCGCCCUGUGUUGGGUUGGUGCCCCAUCGUGGGUUAUUCCCUGCUUUGUGCUGGUAGGCUCCAGACCCCCCCCCCCAACUCUGUGUAGCACAAGCAUGUAUACAAAAUAGAUGGAAGGUUCCAACACAGCUACCUAUGUAGAAGCCACAUCCUCUAUGCUGACCAAAAAAAAAAAAGGAAUGUUCCGGUAAAUUAUUAAAAAAUUAUCUCAGUUUUGGUAGAACUAGUGAAGGUAUGAAAGGGAGAAAAUCACAAUGAUCCCACCACCAUAAUAAAGGUUAAAUUUGAACAGAAUUCAUCUGAAACUGAAAUAGGUAUCCUCUUAUAAUUACUACAAACCGGUGUUUCUCAACCCAGUCCUCGACCCCCCCAGACAGUCCAUGUUUUUGGCAGGUGCUGGGAGGGAGCAAAAACAUGGGGGGGUCCCUGAGAUCUGGGUUGAAAAAGACAGUAUUUUAUUUAUAAAGAUGUAAAUACCAAAAUGUGAACUGACGACCGAUUGGAGUGUUGAGUUUUUGUUGGUAUUGAUAUUGGGUUUUGUCCAUUGUUACUUAUAAAAUUUUUGUAUUACAGACUCCAAAACCAUUCACCCAUUGUAAAAUAAUGUGGUUUCCCCCAACCCAAGACACUGAAACGUAGCUGGAUGAGCCACCUAGCUCUGUGCUAAAUGUGAACAUCUUUUGUAUCAAUAACUGGAGAGUAUAAAAUGUUAUUGUGGAAUAUUACAACAAAACUGUUCUUAAAUAGCAGUGAAUUAAGUCUUAUUUAUGCUGUUUAUACGUAUUGGUCUGACAUUUCCUUAACUAAUGCAGUGUGACAUUUUCAAAUAGAAAUGACCUUAUGCUAAUAAACAGGACAAGAGAUAUGCUUGAGCGUGAAGGUUUGCUUCAAGCAGUGUCCUUCAUGAAGACAGACACUUAAGGUUUUUUAUAUAACAGUUUCAUUUCCUGUGUCACUUUUGGAUGAUUACUAAUAAAUACUGCAUUAUUUUAUAUUAAAAUGCUAUUUUUAACCAGUCGCAUUCAAAAAUGCUUGUCAUUCCAAACAUUAUUUCAUGACUGCUACUGAUUGAACUAAUCCGUACAGCAUUUAAAUUAUGUAGAUCUUGAACACACAAACUCAUUUCUGAAUGUACACUAUUAUAAAAUAUCAAACCAAUAUGACUGACCCAAUUACGUGAUGAUGAGGGGACCUGUGGACACAACUCCUUUCCUCUGGAACCUAAAUUUGAGAUAGAGACACUAAUCAUAGGAGUAUGCACCUCUGCUUUUCUUACUGUACUGUUGUCUUUUGCAUUCAACUAAGAAACUGCAGGACAAAUAGAUUGUUGUCUUGGCAGAUGAUACGUCUUACACUUAAGUAUUAAACAGCCUAUUAAUGGCCACAGACUUUACUUUUAGGUGUGAAGAAUGAUGCUGGCAAGGAAACCUAAUUGAAGGACAUUGUGGAUUCUGAGAAUGACUACUAUCAGAUGUUGCAUAACUUACAGGGGGUGGUUCACGAAUGACUCGGGCAGUCGCUUCCCAUUCAUUGUUUUCAAAUUCAUUUCUCAAAUACGUGACACCGUUUAGACGGUUCCAUUAUUUUUGUACGGUCAUUAUUUGAAAAUGAACACUGCAUUUCUAAAUAGGACAACGAAAUCUUUUAGGCAGCAAUAAAAACAUCUCAACUCUACAUAGUUAUUGUGAGAUACAGAGGUAUAUAUAUAUAUGUACGUAAACAAAUCCAUACAAAAGUUGGAACAAAAUUAAAAACUUAAAUUAA